AUAAUCCCAAGGAGUUACAUAAACAAAGUUCAUCAACUAAGUCAUCAACAUACAGUUCAUCGUUACUCUUAAUAAAUCCCCCCACGGGACGAAAAGAGAGUUAUAGCUUCAUUUAUAUUCAAAAAUUAUUUUGUUUCUUUCACUUAGUCUUUUAGAUUAUCAGUUACAAUGAAUGGUUGGGAGAGCCUGUACUCUACAGCGACAGGCGACUAUAACAACGGGAACUAUAAGGACUCGUACAUAAACUACUUAAAAGCAGCUAACGCGCUGUUGUAUAAGCUUAAUAAUGAAGUUUCCUUCGCUAAUAAAGACGUUAUAAAAACCAAACCACAUAACGCUGCCCAUCUGUUUACUCAACUCAAGUCAUGUGUUCAGAAACUUGAGGAUAUCUUACAAAAUAGGACGACGAAUGGAACCACUUCUUCUCCACAGCCGUAUAAUACUUCUGAUCUAGCCACUUCGAUAAUUACAGCUAAUCCCACUCCCCAGCACUUACCACUUAUUCCAUUUUCUCCACUUACUCGACAGUCUAUGCAUCACGCUCAUCAGCUCGCCACGGCUAAUCAAAAAGUUUCUAUUACUAAACAAAAGAGUUCAGACAACAACAAUAAAGAUGAUCUUGCUAUUCUUCGUAAAUUAGACGAAGAAAUCCGUUUUCAUAGAAACAAGCUCGACCAAGUUAACAAUCAGAUUCAAUCAAUUGGUGAGGUUACUCUCCUUCAUUGGGAUGCCAACGAUGUUUCUAAACAAUUAACCAUUAUUGAAAGUGAAUUAUGCAAAAAAGUUGAUUUCAAAAAAGAUUUGACUUUAAUAAAAGAUAAAAGAACAUCAAAAGCACAAGCAUGCAUGGAUUUCCAUCGUUACUUGACUAAUAGUUUUACUCACCAGUUCAUGAUUUAUGCUGAUAUGGCUCGAACUUCGGCUAAUUCAUCACGCGGUUCUCAACAUCCUAAGGAAAAUAUUAUUGCACAUGCUGUUAAAAUUGCACACACAUUAUUAAAUGUCCAUCGUAAUUUUAACAGUUUCGCUGCGCUCGUGAAAGCUCUUACAUCCCCUGAAGUACGUAGAAUAAGAAGAUUAUGGGCUAAUUUACAAAACCGAACCAUCCAUCAACAGAUUAAAGAAUUUUCAUCAAUUAUUAAGAAAGAAGAUAAUGAGUACAAAGCGUAUAAAGACAUCCUCGCUCAAAAAAUUGAUACGUUUCGUGAUGUACGGGGAAUGGUUGUAAUUCCUUGGAUGCAAUCCCAUUACGAAGAGAUCAAAUCUAUAACCCAAUCUUACGCUAGUGGUAAAUCGGGAGAUAAUAGUGGAGUUUUUCUUUCUGCACCAGGUCAACGUAAAUUAGCGUCAACUUUCUCUCUUCUUGAACAGUGCCAAUCUAAUAACUGCGAUGAUGAAGGAUGGCACUCCAAUAAUACUGAUAGUACCCGCAAAGUUUCUUCAAAUUCACAUAAAACCCCGAUUGGAACGGCUUUGGAUUGCAUGGGUAAUGGAAAUUUGGAAUUGCAUCAUUGGCUUGUAUCUCGUGUUUAUUUGACCAAACAACAAUUAAUUGACGAAAGUAUGGAGAUUGAACCACUUGCAGAUAAUGAAGUGCCACUUUACGUUGAAAAUGAAUAUGAAGAGGAGGAGGAAGAAGAAUCUGAUAAUAAUAGUGUUGGGCGCCUUGACAUCGGUAGCGAAGAUGGUGGAGAUAAUACUGAAGCUGGUACAUCAUCGAAUCAUGAAAUGACCAACGGAUCAAGAUCUCAAUCUAAUAAACCCUCUCCUAAUAAAUUAGAAGAGCAUAAUAAUAGUUUAUUGUCUUCAAAAUCUCUUCUUACAAACAAACAUGAACGAAGUGAAUCUGAAUCCAAAUCUAUUAUUAAUGGUACAUCUUCUACCUCCGUUUCAUAUGAAAUUUCUAAAUCCGAGGAACCUAAAAUCAAUGUAGAAGCUAUAGAUAAUGGUUCAGUUGGUACAAAUUCAUUAACUAGCGUUGUAAAUAGCACAAUUGAAAACAGUUUCACAAGUAAAACGAAAGCAAUUCCGAUCCCACAACCACCGGGCCAGAAAUCUCAUCAACCUUCUCUAUCGCCUUCUUCUAUGUUAACAAAUCUUAAUCCUAACGCUCAACCUUUUGUUCCUCGUUCUAGCCUAUCCAGUUCAGCACCAGGUCCCACUUAUAAUAACAAUAUUAUGAUUUCCAUUAAAGACUUAACCGAAAGGGGUAAAACUAUGAGCAAUGCAAAUAUAAAUACGGAAGAUGAUGAAAAAUUUGUUUAUCCAGUUAAUCAAGUUAAAGACGAAGAUGAUGAUGCUUUUAUAUAUCCCGAGAACAAUAACGCAGAUGAUGAUGACAAUGACAUGGUCUUUGUUUAUACCGAAGAUAGUAGUAAAGAAGAAGAAAAAUCAGAUGCAAAGAAUUCACAAGAUGAUAAUGAUGAAGGCGAAGGAACUAGUUUCGUUUACCCAGGAAAUGACAUAAAUAGCUCCGAUAAUAAUAAUACAAACAUUAAUAAAAGUGAAGUUCCCAAAGUUGACAAACCAUCAGACUCAAUUAGUGUAAUUAGUGUGAAACUUACAGAAGGAGUAUUUACAAAGGUUUAAGGUUGAUUCACUCCAAUUAUUUUUUCACCCUUUUUAUUUCAUAAAUUUUUACAUAUUUUUUACAUUCAAGACGCUUUCUGUUUGUCUUUUUGGGGACUUCCAUGUAUUUAUUUAUUGGAUAUUAAAUUUUAGGAAUAUUUUUAUUCAGUUUUUCGUAUUUAUUAUAUUUUAUGGAAGUUUUUCUGAAAAUGAUUUAUUUAUACAUUUCGAUAUGCGAGGGUAUUCUUUUUUUUGAACUCAUUUUCGAAUGAUACAACCGAUUUUCAUUAUUAUUUUAAUAAUGUAUUUCGAUUUUAAAGAUAUGCCUUGCUUUUUUUAUUAUAUUACAUUAUCACAUAGAAAUAUUAUUUUUGAGUAUUGAAAUUCGAAUUAUGUAUUUAUAUUGAUUUGUAUAAUCUUUUGUGAAAUAAAUAAAAUAAAUGUUAAAUGAUUGUAUGAUCGGAUGAUCAUUACA
Rhizophagus irregularis DAOM 181602=DAOM 197198 is the source of this 3043-nucleotide messenger RNA. RefSeq lists its product as uncharacterized. Lineage: Eukaryota; Fungi; Glomeromycota; Glomeromycetes; Glomerales; Glomeraceae. The record is from RefSeq and is a predicted model, not a curated record. Gene Ontology annotation, molecular function: guanyl-nucleotide exchange factor activity. Gene Ontology annotation, biological process: small GTPase-mediated signal transduction.